Messenger RNA from Arachis duranensis, 4015 nucleotides. Its product is annotated as telomere repeat-binding protein 5. The coding region runs from base 1394 to 3691 and encodes 765 amino acids. The record is from RefSeq and is a predicted model, not a curated record. The transcript is spliced from 8 exons. Lineage: Eukaryota; Viridiplantae; Streptophyta; Magnoliopsida; Fabales; Fabaceae.
AUUCAGAGGGUUUUGGGUGAUCCAUAUUACACAAGACAGAGAUCAGAUUGAGAUUCAGAUUGAGAUUGAGAUGAGAACACCAAUCACACAUCAUCAACAAAACCCAACCAUUUUCAAAAUGCCUUCCGUCUAAAAUCAACUUCUUCUUCUUCUUUUUCUUCUUCUUAAUAAUGGAAACCUAGUACUGUAUGUGUUCUUUUUCUCCAUUUUGUGAAAGCUUUGAAAAUUCUCUGAUAAUUCUUUCCCGAUCUCACAUUUGCCUCCAAAUUCCAAAAAUUUGCCGAAAUUUCGAUUCUGCGGUGCCUCAUAGUGUUGAUCUUUGGGCAACAGGUGAUCAUUAUGUUUGAGCUUUUAGCGGGUUUUGUCUGAGAGACACAACAUCUUUUUCUUUCUUGAGGAUUUUGAGCUGCAAGGUUUAUCCUUUGGGGGUUGGGAUGACGUUGCUUGAUGAUGAAGUUGUGUGAUUUUGUUUAGUGGUUCUGAUUCAUGAAAUUUUCAGCUCGUGAACAAAGCUUUCCUCUGAUAUAUCUACCUUUUCUCAUAAUCCACGUGUUGUUUCAUUUCAUGUUUUGCCUCUCUGUUUUUCCUUUUGUUUGAUCUUCAUCUAUUCGUGAAUUCUGGUUUGUAUGCUUUGAUCUGUGGUUUUGCGGGUAAUUUAACGUCCUUGUGUUAUUUUUGGCGGGUGAAUUGCUUGUUUUCUUAGAUCCGUCUUCUUCCGAGAAUUUAUAUCGCUUUUGUGAUGUUGGUUGGAAUUCUUCUGUUUAGUUCUCUUUUCAUGAACGUGUCUUGAAUCUGGUCGCGUUUGGAAACCCCUUCUUUCACUGAUAAUUUCAUUUUCUUUUUAGUCCGUACACACACACACACACUGUCUCCGCAGAGAAGUAAAAACUAUAUGUUGCUCCGAGCUGAGUUAUUUUGUGUCUUCGUCAUAAUCAUUUUACUUUGUUUACUCAUUUGUACAAAGGGGUUAUGUUUUAGUGUUUUGCACUUAUCUUCCAUUUGAUGAGAUUUAUAUGAGUACUUUAUUUGUUAACCUUUUAUCAUAAAGUUUGGAGAGACACACUUGGAUUAUUGUUGCGCAACAAAUUUGAUUAUGUGAAAGAUGUUCUUUUGAAAUUGGAGUUGUGAUCUGAUCCUUUAUUUUAGCCAAUCUAGUUUUUCACCUUGUUGGGAUGCACCCACCAGAUACCCUGAUAACCAAUCCAAGCAUUGGUGUAGGGGAAGAUUAGUAUCUGAGUCGUCACAUAUGAAAGUUUACUUUGACAGGCUUUUCAGUUGAGGCUGGUGUGAUCAAGAUCAAGCAACACACAAAGAUUGCUAUUGUUUGACAAUGGAUAUUUGGUUGCUGAGAUUGUGCAUUUGAUAGAUACAUAUUUGGCAUGGUUCCUUAGAUAUGGUGUUAGAGAGGAGGCUAGACUAUGAUUUUAAUGGCCACCAAGUGCAAGUCAAGCGCCGAGCUCGUUCAGCUAGGAGGAGGGCUAAAUUUCAAAGAAGGGUGGAAGAUAAUCAAAUGUGUGCUUUUGACUUAUUGGCAACUGUAGCUGGCAAGUUGUUCUUGCAAGAGAAAGAGCAUCCACUCACAUCUGGGGAUAAAUCUUCGGAAAAGAUUCAGCAAGGGUUUGUUAAAGAAGAGUGCCGGGAUGCAAGUGAAGCAUUCAAAACUGAGCUUUCCAACGAGGGUUGUCACAGAAGAUGUGAGCAUGGAUUUGUUAAAGAUGAUUCCAAGAAUGCAGAUAAGCCAUUCAAAGCCGAGCUUUAUGUUGAAGGAAGUAGUGACAUAAAAUGCUUGUCAAAUUCAGAAGUACAAAGUGAAAAUUGCCAUUUUAAGGAACACUCACAUCCUAAAAUUGAUGGCAAUUCACAUGUUGCUUCAAUGGUGGCCAAUUCCAGUUGCUUGGAGAGGCUUGGUGCUGAGAGAUUGGCGGAUGGCAAAAACCAUAAUGAAGUGGGAAAUCUUAGUAGCAAAGUUGAAUUAGGUCUUAGUAGCAAAGUUGAAUUAGGUUCUUCUGGAAGUCCAUAUACUAUUGGAUGCAACUUAGGUGGUGAUGUAACUAAAGUAAAGGAUGAGCUGCAUAAGUUUGCUAAGGCACCAGUUGUUACUUCAACUGAGAUGCGGUGCUUGGACGAUCCCGUGGGUGAAAGGUCUCCUGUGCAGUUAAGUUCAGGUGGCAAUGCCAAGUUGUCUGGGUGUGUUGACAACAUGCCUUAUAGCACAUUGUCUGAAGGUUAUGACAAUGUGCCUGUAGUUAGUAGAGAUGAUGACGAAAACUUUUCAGGGUGUGAUAACCCUUCUUUAGAAACAAAGUCCUUUAGGCCAAUUAGUCAUAUAGGUGAUCAGAGUAUAAGGAAAACAUUGGCAGCUAAAUACUGUAAAGUUGCCCAACAGUCAAAACAUGAUACACUUUCUAAUAGUGGUGAGUUCAUGCUUAUUUAUGUAAUUACUUGCUUUCUUGUAUCUCAUGCUUUUUGUUCUUGUUCACUAAUCUGUUUUUCAAUUGGAAACAUAUUAGUUGAGGUUGUGAAUGGAAAUUUGAACGAAACUUACACCAGUAGGAAGAACUUUUAUAAACGCCAAAGAUCUGAAAUGAAUAUUCCUUUCAAAAAGAGGAAAAUUUUCAACUGUGGCUCUUUCUCAAAUUCCAAUGAACUUGUCAGAAGUGGUGGCACUUAUGACAAGAAAAAUGGUGCUUCUAGUACAUCUCAUGGGACGCACAAAGACACUGGAAUGUCUUCCCUAGGAGCACAUCAGUACUCUUCAUUAGGAUCUAAAGAUUCUCAUGUGAACCUUAGGAUCAAAUCGUUUAGAGUGCCUGAGCUUUUCAUUGAGAUACCGGAAACUGCAACCAUUGAGUCCUUGAAGAGGUCAGUGAUGGAGGCAGUGACUGCUGUACUUGGAGGUGGAUUGCGUGUCGGUGUGAUUCUCCAUGGGAAAAAGGUUAGGGAUGAUAGUAAAACUCUACUUCAAGCAGGAAUUUCUCAUGAUAAACAGCUGGAUGCUUUGGGCUUUACCCUGGAGCCUAUUUCUUCUCAAAGUCCAACACCUGUAUGUGCUGCAGAUUCUCGCCAUGUUCCUACUGUAGACAAGCCUCAGCCGUUACCAAGGUACCCUUCUAGUGCAGCAAUUCAUCAAAGAAAUCAGAGCUGUUCUGAUGUGUUCCCCGAGCAUCGGGUAACCAGUUUAGGUAACCUUGUUGAAAGUGAUCAAGAUUCAGCACUUUCUCCUGUCAACACAGCAGUUUAUAAAAGACUAGCAGAUUCAAGAGCUUUGGUUACUGUUCCAGAGAUGGGCGUGCAAGCACUAUCUCUGCUACCUGUGCCGCAGAAGUCAAAAAGACCCGAGACUGUGCAGCGCCGAAUUCGUAGACCUUUUUCUGUUGCUGAGGUGGAAGCUCUGGUUCAAGCAGUUGAGAAACUGGGAACUGGAAGGUGGCGUGAUGUUAAACUUAGAGCUUUUGAUAAUGCAAAACACCGGACAUAUGUCGAUUUGAAGGACAAAUGGAAAACCCUGGUACACACGGCAAGAAUAUCCCCUCAGCAAAGAAGGGGAGAGCCUGUUCCACAAGAACUUUUGGAUAGGGUCCUAACUGCUCAUGCUUUUUGGUCCCAGCACCAAACUAAACAACAGCUCAACAAGCAGCACCAACAACAACAACAUCAGCAGCAACCACAAACUUGCCUUCUCCUUCAAUAAAUUUACAUAGGAGGUUGACACUUACUCUACAGACAGCACUAUGUGGCUUUUGUAAAUGGGGGUGGGGUGUUUAGACUUUCUGACCCUUUUGUUAUUGUUAGAGUACCCAUAACUUCUUUAUAUGUAUUAUGAUGACAUAUUUGUUUGUCACUUUAUCAUGUAAAAAAAAAAUUAUAUAUAUGAUAACAUGGAAGAAAGUGAAGCCGAGAGAGAAUAUGUGUUUACAUUCUCUUCUGUUUACACCUUGGUUCUUUCCCUUUAGGGAGAGGUUGCUUCUUGUAAAUGGGUGAUGCAAUAAAGAUCUUGCUGAUGCAAUUCUUUUGA